AUGACAGCCUCAAUAUCACCCGACAAUCCCCCAUAUCUGACUCUGACCAUCUCACAGGCCCUCUCACUUCCGGCUCCAGCCUCCCUGGAACCAACACAACAUGAAACGGUCAAUAUGAUGCUCGACUCUCGAGCACGUGAGAAGCCGGAUCACCUGGCUACAGGAUUCACCUAUCUGACUCCCGAGGGCGCAUGGCAAUGUCACACCUUGACCUAUGCUCAGAUACGCAGCCUCUCCAUCAGUCUUGCUGCCGAGCUGAAAGCAAAGCUGCCAGGGAGCGAAGCAAACCCUAAAUCGCCCAACAGCACUCCACUGGUCGCAGUGCUCUCGCCGUCUGGAAUUGAUCUGUUUGCGCACAUUGUUGCACUGUGGAGAUUGGGAUAUGGCGUUCUGUGUAUCGCACCAGGCUCACCUGCCGAGUCGAUAGCAAAUCUGCUCAGGCUGACAGAGACCAAGGUGAUUCUGGCGCACGCCUCCCAGUUCAAGGCUGCUCAAGCGGCUAUAGAAGCUGCGGCUACAGAAGGAAACGGUAAGGCGAUCACAGCUGAGGCUGAAGAGAUGCUGCCACACGUUACCAAAUACAUCUCUUCCAACCAGAGCAACGGGCAUACAAACCCCGAACAAACGUCGCCGGACAGUGCUAGCUCAGCAGACGUCCUAGUAACAAUGCACACCUCGGGGUCAUCUGGCCUGCCCAAACCUAUCUACCAACUCCACCGAUUCUGGACAACAUCCAUGCUCUCCGCUCCCGGUCGAGAACUCUCUGCAUUCACAACAACCCCGCUUUUCCAUGGAGGAAUGUCCGAUCUUCUACGCAGCAUUCAAGCUGGAUCCACAAUAUAUUUCCACCCCACCGCCGACCCGGGUGCGCUGUCGACUCAAGCUAUCUGCUCAGCUAUCACCGCCUGCAAGCAGCCAAUUUCGUACUUCCUCUCCGUGCCGUACAUCCUUAAUAUGCUCUUCACUGACCGCGCUGACAGGGGGCGGAAGAUGCUAGCUAGCAUGGAACUUGUCAGUACGGGCGGUGCUCCACUCCCUCAGCAGUUGGGCGAUGAUAUGGUGCAAGAAGGUGUAAAGCUUGUCAGCAGGCUAGGCAGUUCAGAGUGCGGCUUUCUGAUGUCUUCCUGGCGAGACUUUGGAAACGACAACGAGUGGAAUCAACUUCGUUUACCCGAUAAGCUUGGGCAAGAAUGGAUCCGGUUCCAACCGCAUGAUCCCAACUCCAGCUCGAGGCUGUACGAGCUAGUGGUCACCAAAGAUUGGCCGACAAAGCUCGUCGCGAACAGAGGCGAUGGAAGUUACGCCACUUCCGAUCUAUAUGCUAAGCACGAAAGCCUGCCGAACACAUGGAGGUACGAUUCGAGAUCAGAUGACACCAUCGUCCUUGUCUCUGGCAAGAAAGUAUCUUCACCAUUGGCCGAGUCGAAGUUGAAAGCCUCUCCCAUGGUCAGCGAAGCGAUACUCUUUGGUGCGAACAGAGCUAUUCUUGGAGCCCUCGUCUUCAUCACCCAAGAAGCCGCACCGGAAGGUAUACCUUUUGACGCUGCAGCAAAAGUCAAAGUACUGGAACAGCUCCAGCCAGUGUUGGCAGAAAUCAAAGCCGCUUCCCCACCCCACGCACAACUAGCGACAGAGAUGCUAUGCCUCCUACCACCGAGUGAGGCAGCUAGGAUCCCUCGAGCUAGCAAAGGCACACUUCAGCGCGGUGGAGCGUAUCAGCACUACGCCGACCUGAUCGAUUCGGUGUAUAGUGAUUUUGAAGAAGGUCGUUCGUUACGGCUCGAGCAUGCCAAUGGGUCUGGAGCGAAAGACAGUCUCAAAGGAGAAGAGUUGAUUGCAUGGCUACUGGGGAAAGUGGAGAGUAUCAAUGGAGCGAGUUUGUCGCCGGAUAUAGACCUCUUCGUUGCCGGUGUGGACUCGAUUCAGUCGGCAAGAAUUAGAGCUGCGAUUCAUCAGAGCAUCGAGCUAGGAGGGAGGUUGUUGGAGAGGAAUGUUGUGUAUGAGUAUCCUACCAUGCGGUUGCUCGCGAAGCAUGUUGAGGAGGCUAGAACAGGCAGCGAUGGCAGCCGAACGAAGGACGAAAAGCAGCAGCGAGAGAUCAAGUUGAUGCAGGAGCUCAUGGAGAAGUACGCUAAGCCGCAGAGCCAGGCAGCUACUCGGAAGCAAAACGGAGCGAACGCUGCGGCGGGGACGCUGUACGUCCUGACAGGAGUGACAGGAGGACUGGGCGCACAAGUGCUGGACCAAGUUCUCACGCAGUCACAGCCAAGAGACAUGAUCGUGUGCUUAGUUCGCGCUAAAGCAGAACAUCACGCUCGCCAACGUGUGCUCGACUCUCUCUCAUCACGGCAGCUCGAUCAAGCCCUUUCUUCGGUCGAGUCGAGACACGGACGGGUUUACUGCUUACCAGCUGACCUCUCGCGUGCUGAUUGCGGCCUGGCAGAUGGUACUCUCUCCAAGCUCGCACACCACGAAAAAGUGGUGACUGUCCACUCUGCAUGGUCAGUCAACUUUGUCGCAGGCCUUUGCAGCUUCGAAGCUGAAAACAUCGCCGGUCUUGCCCAUCUUAUCGACCUACACCAAGCCCUCGCCUCACACAGCAAGGAUCCUCGAGCCUCCUGCUUCACCUUCUGCUCAUCUGUCGCUUCCAUUCUGGGACAAAGGUCGACUGACGGAGGAUUGGGUGAGAGGCUCUCCACAGACCCCGAAGAUGCAGUCGCGAUGGGAUACGCGCGAAGCAAGUGGGUAGCAGAGCAAAUCGUCUCUCGUCGAGCCCAAAACUCCCAAUCACGAUCAAACAUCAUCCGUCUCGGCCAACUAUGUUCCGACACACGCCACGGAGUAUGGAACGAAAGUGAAGCAUGGCCUAUCUUGAUCCAAAUCAGUCAAAAAAUCGGUUGUUUCCCUGAUCUGCCAAACGAACGACUCGACUGGCUCAGCGCCGAUGUCGCUGCUCGUGCCGUGCUCGAUCUCUCUCGCUCACCGGAAGAAGCUGGAAAAGAAGGGGAGAAGGAGGUGGAAGUGUACAAUCUUGCCCAACCAACAACUCGCAGCCAAGAAAAGGUUGCGAGCUGGAGAGUCUUGCACAGCUGGCUCCAGUCUUCUGGUCUACCUUUUGAGCUUGUUCGGCCGACGGAAUGGCUAGACAGGGUGCAAAAGUCGGAUGUCGAUCAUAGGGGACUGCUAUCGUUGUGGCAGAAAAACUUCUCUGCUGCUCCAGCAACAGACUCUCCAACGCGCUUCGUUUGCGACAAAGCACUGGCAACAAGCGACGCCUUCCGCACCUGGCAGACGGAAGCCGUGACAGAGUCUCUCGUCAACAAGACGGUUCAAAGAUGGAAGACAAUUGGCUUCCUCAAGUAA
Molecule: messenger RNA, 3363 nt
Organism: Ustilago hordei
Lineage: Eukaryota; Fungi; Basidiomycota; Ustilaginomycetes; Ustilaginales; Ustilaginaceae
Exons: 1
Coding region: 1-3363 (1120 amino acids)
Source: RefSeq, a predicted model, not a curated record